GUUCAUUUUUAAAAUUUUUAUGAUGCAUGAAAUGAUGGACAUAAUUAAAAAAGAUAUAUUUAUCACUAAUAGCAUGAUUAAUCAAAAAAUUAUUGAAAAGAAAAAUUAUAGGAAUCUAAAUUAUAAAUCCUUACUAAAAAAACCUAUUCUAAAAGCAGAAAAAAAAGUUAAUCAGGAAAAUAAUAUAUAUGUCAAUGCAUUUUAUAAAAUAAAGCUCAGGAAGUUCCAACAUAGAUUUGAACCUAAUAUAAACUCAAAAAAUUAUAAUGAUGCUCAAAUUAAAGACCCUGUCUUAAAUAAUAAUGGAUUUAAAGUUACAAAAUUAGAUAAUGAAGAUAUACCACUAAAUAAUAGUGAUAAACUGACUUUAAAAAAUCAUGAAACUUUCCCUGCGGAUAUUAAUUUAAAUUAUAAUGUUUUAGAAAAAAUAUUUAAUAACAAUAUUAAAAUUAUAAAUGAUUUGCAAUCUGAGAAUAAUAAAUUAGGUAAUCAUAAAGAAUUUUUUUUAUCAAUUUUGCAAAAUAAUUUUGGAAAUCAAAGUUACGAUAAUGAAAUUAACUCUAACCUUUCCAAGAAUACAAAACAUUACAAAGAGAAAAAUGAUACCUCUUCUGAAAGUUUAUCCAAUUUGUUAAACCAAGUUGAUUUAUAUUCAAAACAAAGACAAGAUUCUAAAAUUGAUAUGUCAACCCAAACAUCUUAUUUAAGUGUAAUUCAAAACACAAUAUCCACACGUAAAAAGGAUAAUAUAUUUGGUCUUUUCUUAUCUAAUUAUAAAAAUGAUUCAAAUCUUUUAAAGCAAACUAAUAUUGCCAUAAAAGCAGAAAAGGAAACUGAAUAUUUUACAAAAAAAUUGCCAAACAUUUAUUUAGAAAAUAAUAUUGUACCAAACAUUUAUUCAGAAAAUGAUAUUGAAAGUGGGAUUUUACAUAAUUAUACUAUGAGUAAAUCAUCUUCCAUAAUCAAGCCUCAAAUAUUAACUAAAUCUUAUCAAAAAUCAAAAAAAAAUCUCCUUAAUAUACCAACCCACAAGAAACCCAUAUUUGAAGAUAAAAAUAGUUUUGAAACUUUUUACAAAUUGCCACAAAUUAUACCCUUAGACCCAUUACUAACUACCAAUGACCUCAAAAGUGAUAUUUUAAGUGUAUCAAAUGAAACCUUGAACUUUAAUCUCAACAUUAAUAAUGACUCUUUUUUAGCUUCAAUAGAUAACAGUGAAGAUUCUUCUUUAGCUAAUAUAUCAGCAGGAGAAUUAAUAUUGAACAGAUCUCAGACUUCAGUUUAUUAAUUAUCUCAUAUAUCAUUUUUGCAAUCUUCUUCUACAGUUGUCACUUUAUAACUAAAUUAUAAAACAAGAAACAACCUUUAAUAUACCAUAUUCAUAGCAAUUAUAAUCUCCACAAUUGGAAAACUUUGAUAAUAAAACUCAUUUCUUUAUAGAAGAUAUAAGGAGAAUAAUACUGAAGAUCUUAAAAAAUAUUUUUUCCUAUGCUAAAAAAUGGGGUUAAAAAUUUUUACAUACAAUUUCUUCUUGAGCCAGACAUACAUGACAUAUUUACUGUAUUAAUUUAUAAUUAAUUUAUUUUCCUAUUCAUAUUAUAAAUUAUUUUAUUUCCAUUUUCAAUUAGUAUUAACAAUAUUGUUUAAGUUACUAAUGCUAAUAUUAUAAUUCCUUUAUUGCAAUGAUAUGAAAUACCUUUUUUUAUAAAAAAAAAUUUGUAUACAGAUUUAGCAAUUUUUGACCUUUGUAUUUUUUUUUCUUCAAAAAAGAUAAAUAUUUAUAAAAUUAAAUACUAUAGUUUAAUUUAUUAGAAUUAGA
This is a messenger RNA of Gordionus sp. m RMFG-2023, 1819 nucleotides long. RefSeq lists its product as uncharacterized. The transcript is spliced from 9 exons. The coding region runs from base 20 to 1288 and encodes 422 amino acids. Lineage: Eukaryota; Metazoa; Nematomorpha; Gordioida; Chordodea; Parachordodidae. The record is from RefSeq and is a predicted model, not a curated record.